Brassica napus (rape) is the source of this 1923-nucleotide messenger RNA. Its product is annotated as 4-substituted benzoates-glutamate ligase GH3.12. Lineage: Eukaryota; Viridiplantae; Streptophyta; Magnoliopsida; Brassicales; Brassicaceae. The record is from RefSeq and is a predicted model, not a curated record. Gene Ontology annotation, cellular component: cytoplasm. Bases 58 to 1806 code for a protein of 582 amino acids. Gene Ontology annotation, molecular function: acid-amino acid ligase activity. The transcript is spliced from 4 exons.
UAAAGAACACAAGGAACAGGUGUUGAUGAUUACAAAUCGAUAUGAGUAAAGUGAAACAUGAAUAACCUCACGAAAGAAGAAGAAGCUGGCUUGGCGGUUCUCGAGAAUUUAACGUCCAACGUUAAGCAAAUACAAGAUGAGGUACUGAAAGAGAUACUAACAUGUGAUGCCAACACAGAGUACCUUCGGAGUUUUCUGCAUGGGAGUUCGGACAAAGAUCUUUUUAAAAAGAAUGUUCCGAUAGGGACCUAUGAAGAUUUUAAGCCAUACAUCGAGCGUGUCGCGAAUGGCGAAUCCUCAGAGAUCAUUUCGGGCAGGCCUAUUACUGGAUUUGCACUAACGUCUGGAACUUCGGGAGGAAAACAGAAGUUAAUACCUUUGAACAACAAAUACGUGGAGAAUGCUAGAUUUUUAUCUGAUAUUCGCUACCUUGUUUUAUCCAAGCAUAUCGAGGGUCACAACAAAGGAAAAGGGUUGCAUCUCCUUUUCCUUAAACCAGCUUCCAAAACUCCAUCUGGUUUGCCAGCUUCAUAUGCUACUACACAUCUCAUGAAAAGCGAUUAUUUUGUCAAGAACCCACCAUCAUAUUGGGAUACUUCGAGCACAAGUCCCAGUGAGAUCAAGUUUUGUCAUGACACUAAGCAGAGUCUCUAUUGUCAUCUUCUUUGUGGUCUUGUCAUGAGAGAUGAAGUAACAAGAGUAAGUUCUGGCUUUGCCUCUGUCUUGGUUCAAGGAAUCACUUUUCUUGAGAAAUUUUGGAAAGAAAUGUGCAGUAACAUACGAUCAGGUCAGCUUAGUGAUUGGAUCACCAAUCUUAGCUGCAGAGACUCUGUUUCUAAGGUACUUGGAGGACCUAAUCCUCAGCUGGCAGUUACAAUAGAAGACAUAUGCAACCAAAAAUCAUGGAAAUGUAUCAUUCCACAGCUUUGGCCUAGAACCAAAUUUAUCGAAUGCAUUUUUACAGGACAGAUGGCUCAACAUAUUCCAUUAUUGGAGUUUUAUGGCAAUGAUCUGCCUCUCGUUUCAAGAAAUUAUGUGUCUUCUGAGGCCUUCUUUGGGGUAAAUUUGAAUCCUCUAUGCAAACCACAAGAUGUAUCCUACACAUUUAUGCCGAAUAUGUCAUACUUCGAGUUUAUACCGGUUGGUGAAGGAGACGACACAAUUGUUGAUCUUGUGAACGUUAAGUUAGGUCGCUACUAUGAACUCAUAGUCACCAAUUAUGCGGGUUUACACCGUUAUAGGGUGGGUGAUAUUCUACAGGUGACUGGAUUUUACAAUAGCGCACCACAGUUUAGAUUUAUUCGAAGACAAAACGUGGUCUUAAGUGUUUACUUGGAGGCAACAACGGAAGAAGACCUUUUAAACGCAGUGACUAAUGCAACACAACUACUUAAAUCUUCAGACAUAAUGUUGAGGGAUUUCACAUGCUAUCCUCAUAUCUCUACCGUUCCAGGUCACUAUGUUCUUUAUUGGGAACUUAAAGGCAACAAAAACGAUGACAUUAUUGAGCUAAUUGAGACCAAUGUUAUGGUGGAAUGUUGCUCGGUAAUAGAGGAAUCACUUGAUGCUCUUUACAGAAAAUUUCGAAGCAAAGAUGGAUCAAUUGGAGCAUUAGAGAUAAGGGUGGUUCAACGAGGAACGUUUGACUCUCUCAUGGAAUAUUUCACAGCUCAAGGUGCUUGUUUAGGUCAAUACAAGACACCUAGAUGCAUAAAAUCCUCUGAGGCCUUGGAAGUUCUUGAAAACAGGGUCAUGGCUUGUUUUUUUAGCGAUAAGUUACCUCAUGUGGACACUACUCUGUGUUAAUGGGUGGCCAACUUCAAUAUAUUCAUAAAUAAACGCUUUAUCGCGUAUUGAAUGAUUAUAUUAAAAUCUCCUGGAAAAACUUGAACCAAAAGCUUAUAAAUUCUUGUUUCACUUGCA